Molecule: messenger RNA, 1829 nt
Organism: Trematomus bernacchii (emerald rockcod)
Lineage: Eukaryota; Metazoa; Chordata; Actinopteri; Perciformes; Nototheniidae
Gene: gask1b
Product: golgi associated kinase 1B
Exons: 4
Coding region: 69-1610 (513 amino acids)
Cellular component (GO): Golgi apparatus
Source: RefSeq, a predicted model, not a curated record
UUGUGCGCUCCUCCCUGGUUUGAGUUUGUCAAAAAAGACACUCAACCAUAAUAAUAUCAUAAGUUAUAAUGGGGAAGCUUCGCUUUCACUGGCUGCUCUUCCCUUUCCUAAAACUGAGGAGCAGCUACCGGAGGUGCCCUCUUUCCAACAGGAGUUUAAUCAUUGCCAGCGUUUGUGUUAUUUAUUUGUUGUUGGUUGUUUCACAAGCUGGAUACUCGAAGCAGCACCGGGAUAGGAGGACUGAUAAAGACAAGUACCGACACACCCGUGGAUUGUAUACUUUGGAUAAUAGUGAUGCUCAAUCAGACUAUGUGGAUUUUCAGACCGGUGCGAACUCUGUUGUCCCGACACGGUCAAACGUGGUCUACAUAACGCUAAAGACUAAGCGACUGAAACCUGCUAAUAUUCGGGGGACAAUCAGACCAAAACUGAGGAAAAAAGUGAAAAGGAUUACGGAGGCUAACUCAGCUUUUACGCAGAACAAACGUGGCACUUUGUUGCGGGACGUGGGCCAAAUUCAGCGAAACUUUCCACAUAAGAAUUUCUUGGGAAAAACCAAGGAUGUUCAUUAUAAAUUAUUGGAUAUAAUCCCUACACAUCAUACAGAUUCACAGGCAGACUCUCACAUUAGUUCUAUCCGAAUUUACAGUCAGAGGGCACCGCCAUGGCUCAGCCCCCAGGACGUGAAAGCCAUGCGAUUUCUGGCGGAUGCCAAAGUUUUGCGCAUCAAAGAAGUUUCUCAUGGGGAUUAUACGUCACUUUUAAUAUUUGAGGGCGAGACAAACGUUUCAUUGGGCAACCAAAGAGACACACAAGGGAACAAUGUGUGUGGAGGGCAGUGUGGAGUGAUCAGCAGCCCCGCGGACACCACCGAGGUGUUCGCUUUCCAUCUGGACAGGGUGCUGGGGCUCAAUAGGACAUUACCAGCUGUCAGCAGAAAGUUCAGCUUCUUACACGAUGGCCUGCCCGGUCCAGUGUUGUUAUGGGAUGCAUCUCUCUACCCAGAAGGCCUUGCUGCAGGCAGGGCCACCGUGAGGAUGACAUGGGGGGAAUACCAGAGUUCCCUGAAACAGAAGUGUUGGCAUAAAAACAUCAGCCCGAAGCCUGACUCCGGCUGCUCCACGGUGCAUCACUAUGAGUGGAGUAAACUGGCUCUGUUUGACUUCUUACUACAGAUUCACAACCGUCUUGAUAAGAGCUGCUGUGGGUUCAGGCCCAGACAGGAGGAUGUGUGUGUGGAGCUGGGCCUCGAUGCUGAGUGUGGGAACCAGAAACACAUACAGCUGACAAACAUCAUCCACAGGGGACACGACCCCAGACACCUGGUGUUCACCAACAACAAAGGCUUCUUCGACCGCAAUGAGGACAACCUGGACUUCAGGCUCCUGGAAGGAAUCAAAGAGCUCCCAGAGUCGGCGGUGUCUGUGCUGCAGAGCAAGAGGUUGAGGGAGAAGCUCCUUCAGUCUCUGUUUCUUGAUGAGACAUACUGGGAGAGCCAGGGAGGCCGGCAGGGCAUCGACAAGCUGAUCGAUGUAAUUGAGAGGCGGGCCAAGGUCCUCCUCACUUACAUCAACGCACAUGGGAUCAAAGUCAUAACAAUGAAUGUGUGAUGAGGGUCACUUCAGUCUAGUGGCCAAAUGAAUGCGGCACAUAAUAACGACUUGAACACUGUGACUUCACUGGGUUCACAGAAUAUCCUCUUACCAGACACUGAAAUGGUUUCCACUUACAUUCUUUUAAGUACCUUUGAAAAACACGAGUUAAAGGUAAGUUUGAGAAACCGGCUCGAGAUACACUUUUUGUUAUAUUCCAUGGAAUGCUCUUAACAU